GAAAAGUCUGGUUACACCUGGUUACUGGGAUUUUAGCCGCCCGCAUUGGCCCCCAAAACUACAAAGAGUCCAGCCCCCCCCUUCGCAUCCCAACCAUCCUUCCUUGUUCCCCCUGUCGAGUACUCCCAGACGAAGGACAAACGAGACUUGUCGACGACCUACCUGCCUUCCCACCUCACGACCUCUCGUGACUGAUACCACUCGUCACACGACAUCAACGACAACCAAAAUGGCCUUUGGUGGUGCCCUCCUUCGCUUCGGCCAGACCGGCCUGCGCAUCAUCGAAUUCGCCUGCGCGGCCAUCGUCCUCGGCAUCUUCAGCUACUUUUUGGCGGUGCUGUCCAAGCACGACAUCCACAUCCCGACGUGGGAGAAGGCGGUCGAGGGCAUGUCGGGCGCGGCCUGCCUGUACCUGAUCUUCUGCAUCCUGCUGACCCUCUUCCUGGGGGCGAUCCGGUUCUUCGCCGCCAUCGCCAUCUUCCUCGACAUCUGCUUCGUCGGCUGCUUCGCCGCCAUCGCCUACUACACCCGCCACGGGGCCAACUCCUGCAAGGGCUUCGUCAACACCCCCCUCGGCAGGGGCGCCGACAACCAGGACGCCCCGGGCGCCGGCGACUGGGGCUACGUCUGCAGCCUGAACACCGCCGUCUUCGCCGUCGCCCUCGUCAACGUCUUCCUCUUCCUCAUCACCGCCAUCGUCCAGUUCCUCCUGGCCCGCCACCACCAAAAGGAGAAGCGCUUCGGCCCUAGCCCCAGCAACAACUACACCAGCGGCACCGGCCGUCGGCGACCUUUCUGGCGCCGCAACAAGGCCGCCCGUGGCACCCGCGACGCCGAGAUGGCCACCGGCGGUGCCGUCGCCGGUUCCCACCACCACGGCCACGGCAACACCGUCAGACCCAGCCACGAGACCGGCAUGACGGGAUCCACCAUGAACAACACCGGCGCCGCUCCUUACGCCACCGAACCCAAGUACGGUCAGCCUGGAUACGGCAACGCCGGUUACAAUCCUCCCGCCACAAACUAUUAGGCGGGUCAGGUCACUGCUCGUGUGAUGACUGAAGACGAACCUCUUUUUUUUUGAGGGGACUUGCCACCACCACCACCACCACCAUAAGUAUCUCUGUCAAAGUCUAAAGUCAUUCAUUUUACCCGAUCCUGAUUGUGAAGAAUCAACUACGACAAAUGUACGAUUAUAUUAAUCAACACGAGAAGUUUUGUCCCUCGCGGAAUGGUGGUAGAGUGGAGAAAAGGAGUUUAUCAUGUCACUUGUUUUCCCAAGGUGACGAAUUUACCUGUUGUACCACCACCACCAACAAUAACACCAACACAUCUUCAUCAGACUGACGUGCCGGAGUAAGGAAUGAGUUGGGGACUAAGGACCAAUGUCAACAGAAAAUGGAGGAGAAACACAGGCGAAACAGGAUUUAUUGCAAUGCCCAAAGUUUGGUACGAAACGUUCACGAUAGAUAUCACCGCCCCCCACAACCCCCGACGUGAUUUGGCUUAUCAGCCAAACCCUUCCCUUUAAUGAAAUUAAUCAAACUACACUAUUAAAAACAAUCAUGACCAUACAAACUUGAUAUAAAACAUCUCAACUGCGCACCAUCUCGUGAGUAUAUGUUUUACUUUUG
Molecule: messenger RNA, 1634 nt
Organism: Exophiala oligosperma
Lineage: Eukaryota; Fungi; Ascomycota; Eurotiomycetes; Chaetothyriales; Herpotrichiellaceae
Exons: 1
Coding region: 230-1030 (266 amino acids)
Source: RefSeq, a predicted model, not a curated record